GCCGGUGAGGUGCGGGCUCGGGCUCGGGCCCGGAAAGGUAAAGAGGGGGCGGGGAGGGCGGGCGCUGAGGCGGCGCGGCACGCCGCUGGGCCUGCCCCCAGCCGGGCAGGGAGCGGCGGGGCCGAGGUGCGCGGUGGCCCGGCGGGGCCGGGGCGGUGCGCGAGUUGGAGGGAGAAGGGCGAGGCGAGGAGAAGCGGAGCCGGCCUCGGAGCCGCUUCCCGCCCCCCCCCCCCCGCCCCAGCCUCGCCUGCGCGGCGGGGUCGGUUUUGUUUUGUGCGCGUUUGGGCUCCGGCCGCUCCCCGGCGCGGACAUGUUGCGUGCGGGCGCGGCGUGUGCCUGUCCGCGAAAGCAGCCGCUCACCCUUCGGCGUCCGGACGUCCUCGGGAACCGAAGCCGCUUCCGAAAGGCAGAGCCGGGGGCGAGCGGGUCGGUGCCUCCGGCUCAGCGCUGGUAACAAAAGGGCGCCGGAGCCGGACGGUGGGUUUCGCGUGGAACGGGAGGGCUGUGACACGGGCCGUGACGCGGCCGCGGUCCGGGGUCCGUCGGAGCGAGCGGCGGCCCCGGGCUGAGGCGGCCCCGGGACGGCCGGGAAACUCUCUGCUGGCCUCCCCGCCGCCGGGGCAAAGAGUAUUUAAAGUUAUUCCGUGCCUCACGUACGUAAUUGGCCUCCAAUUAAGGGUAAAGUGAUAAUUAAUUUCGCGUUUCCCGGCUUGGUGGCUGGAUUAUUUUUUAAUGAAAGUAAAACUAGCGUGGCGUGUGCGUGUGUGUGUUUGGGGUGUUUCUUCAUUUCCUUUCCUUCCCCCCCCCCCUUUUUUUUUUUGGCUUACGGUAGCGUUGCGGUGUGGAAGUGGAGUUUGUAAUUUAGAGACGUGAGCGUGCCUGGUCUUCAUAUCUACGCUAUAGUAGUUUUCUGUUAGUCCUUAGUUCUACCUAGGUGUUUUUCUGCGUGCGUGUUAUCCUUCUACGAUCGCCGCCGAAAAUGUUUGUUUUGUAAUGAGAUAUACACGUAAUCGCUACUCCCUGGUUAAAUGCAGUUUUGUGAAUGGGAUCUUGCAUAAAACCUUCUUGAGCUGUGAUUUAUUGUAUGCAAAGCGGAGACCAAAUAUAAAUAUUUAGAUCCAAGUCAUAACUGAUGUGUUUUGUGAUGAGACUGCUGAAAACAAUCUAAACAACGCUGAUGCAAAACUCCAAAUACUGGGAAAAGUCUAUUGUGAGAUCCACGUAGGGAAAUAACACUCAAGACAAGUGACAGCGUAAAUUUAUGUUCAGCAGCGGUAUAGGAACGGAAUCUGUAUGUAAAUGGAACAAUGGGAGAGGAAAAAAUAGCAGCGUUCAUAGUUUUUGUGCUUCUUUGUCAAAGAGACGUUAUGUCCAAAUUAAGACUUAUAUUGACGUAUUUUGAGGAAGUGGUGGAUCUGAUUUAUUCUUACUAGCGUUGAUAUUUGCUGUUGUAUAGUGCUUGAUAUCUGGUAAUGUAUCACUCAGUUGUCAAAAAUAAACUAAAAAAUACGUGAGGCUUACCUCCUUGGUCAACAAUGCUCAAGCUUUUUUUGUGACAAUAUUCUUCUGUUUGCCUUUCACUGCAGUCUUGAUUCUGGUUUUUGUCCCGCAAAUAUGUUUUAAAUACAUUGUUGAAAAACUUUCACUUUCAAUUGGAAAAAGGAGAUGCCACUGGUAUCUGCAAUUUGAAGACUGGAUCUUAUCUGAAAAUUAUUGAGCCCAACAACUGUCGCGUUAGCCUUCCAAAUGGACAAGGAUGUCUUCAUUUCUCAGUAAAAUGAGAGGGAUUUUUCUACUUUUGUGUAUUAUCUUCUCAGAAAUGGAAAAUGUGUACAGACUGGAUUUUAAAUUGAAAAUUUAAAGGGAAAAAGAUCUAAUUAAAGGCUUUGCACGUAAUUUGUCUUUUGUGGACUAGAAGUUCUCUAAUUUACUGUGCUUUGUUUAAUCUACCUUAAGUUUUAUCAGUAGCAAUCAAGUUGUGCCAUAAAUCUGAAACUGCUUUAUGCUUUGUUCUCCCAGUUAUUUCAGUGUAACAAAGCAGCCUAUGCUUUUAAAGCCUCAGUAAAGUUUAUAGUUUCCCUAAACUUAAAAAUGCCCUAUGUGCCUAUAGUAAGAUAGUAGCAAAAAUUUAUGUAUAGAAAUUGACAAUUGAUCAUGUAAUUACUCAGCAGCUUACUACGCACACACAAUUACACAUAAUUAAAGAGGUAUCAUCUUGCAACCUAAUCAGCAUUUUAAAAAGGACUUAAUAUUAGUUGUUGCCUUUGUCCUUGGGGGCUAAGGGUUUGUUUUGCUUUCUUUUACAUUCAGCAUUUCCUUUUUAUAGCUUAAAUUCCCCUGUUGUUUUGCCAGGGAAAAAUCUACAACUUUACCUAAGUAGAACUGAAAAAGAUGCUUUUUGGUUCAACUCUCUGAUUGAUACUAAGAGUUGUAAGUGUGAUAGGUGCAAAAUACCACAAGUACUGCUGCCAAAAUUGUAUCCAAACAAAUAUUUCUUGGAGGGGCAGAUGAAACCCAGGCAUAAAUAAUCUUACAGGUGUUGCUCUCCUUUCCCAAGAUUUCUCAGAGCUAUAUCCCAUUCUCUGUGUCUCAGAGUUCCCAGGAGUGUGUGGUUCCUAGGAGUGAAAAGACGGGCCAAACGGCUCCUCCUGGAUCUCAACAGGCCAGCACUUGAAGAUAUGAACAAUGACCAUAGUUAACAAGCCAAAAUCUUCAAAAUCUAAAAAGUCAUCUUCAAGGCGGUCUGACAAAUCUAAGAAACCCCGUACUAAAAAAAUGACGUCACGCACUGCAAAUCUGGGCCGGGUGCCACCUGCAGAAGAUCCAAACAAAGUCUCUGUGGACAAAGGACCUGGAGGUGCUAUUUAUUGUAGAUCAUCUCAAAAAUCAAAGCCUUUUGCCCAAAGAGAUCUAGUUGUUAAUGACGGAAUUGCCCCACCACAAAGGAUUCUUUUUCCACCUGAGAAAAUUUGCAUGGAUUGGCAACAAACACAAAGUGUUGGAGUUGGACUGCAGAAUCUCGGCAACACAUGCUUCCUUAAUUCUACUCUACAAUGUUUGACCUACACGCCUCCUCUCGCCAAUUACAUGCUUUCUCUUGAACACACCCAGUCAUGUCAUGAAGAAGGUUUCUGUAUGAUGUGCACUAUGGAAACUCACAUUAACCAGGUCCUGUGUUGCUCUAAUAAUGCCAUCAAACCUACAUCUGUUAUCAAUGGCCUUAAAAGAAUAGGAAAACAUUUCCAUUUUGGCAGUCAAGAGGACGCACAUGAAUUCUUAUGCUUCACUGUUGAUGCUUUGCAGAAAGCUUGCUUGAAUGGAAGCACCAAAUUGGACAGAUCUUCUCAAGCCACCACACUUAUUUAUCAAAUAUUUGGAGGAUAUCUAAGAUCCCGAGUAAAGUGCUUGAACUGCAAAGCAGUUUCGGAUACGUAUGAGCCAUUCCUCGAUAUUACUUUGGAUAUAAAGGCAGUUACAUCUGUCACCAGAGCUCUAGAACAAUUUGUGAAACCGGAACAACUGGACGGUGAAAAUAGCUAUAAGUGUAGCAAGUGUAAAAAGAUGGUUCCUGCAUCAAAGAGGUAUACAAUACAUCGUUCUUCCAAUGUUCUCACAAUAUCACUGAAGAGAUUUGCAAAUUUUACAGGUGGAAAGAUCAACAAGGAUGUAAAAUAUCCUGAAUAUUUGGAUCUUCGAGCAUAUAUGUCCCAAUCAAUUGGAGAACCACUCAUCUAUGCUUUAUAUGCAGUUCUUGUACAUAGUGGUUUCAACUGUAACGCGGGACACUAUCUCUGCUUCAUAAAGGCCGGUAAUGGACUUUGGUAUCGAAUGAAUGAUGCCUCAGUAGACCUUUCUGAUAUCAAAACAGUUCUCAAUCAGCAGGCUUAUGUACUUUUUUAUAUCAGGCGCUAUGAUUUGACACUUGGAGAACGUGCUUUUUACUUGCCAGCACCGUCUUAUCCCCGUUCAUUCCUUGGUCAGCGGGGGGCUAAUAAUAAGCAGGCUGGAUUUAUGGGACCACGACUUCCUCCUCAUAUGAUUAAGAAUUCAAGUCGUUUAAAUGGAAAUGGACCCCUAAAAGAGGAUCCAAAUACUGUUGGCGUCACCCUAAAAAGGCCAUCUUCAGCUCCGCCAACAGCUUGUGUUCAAAACUGGGCAAUUACCAGGCCUUCAAAUACGGAUUCAUCAAAAAACCAGAAGAUCACUAUCAGUAUUCAUAACAAAUUGCCUGCACGUCAGACUGUGUCACAACCUGACUGUCUUAGCAGUGCUGCGGAGGAUGAGGAUCUAAGCAAGCCUGUUCCUUCAUCCACAAUUACAAAUUCUUCUGCAGCAGAGUCUACCUCAAAUGCAUCUACAAUGUCAGUUGCUACUAACGUUUCCAAACAGGAGGUUCCUGAUGAAAUUUUUGUUGAGCCAGCAGUGAAUGGAAAUCCUAAACUCGGCUCUGAUAACAUGGUCCCUUAUGGUGCAGAAUCUUCAGGAAAAUCUGAGGAGUCGAAGGGCUUGUUUAAAAGGAAUUGCAACAUAAUAUCUUCUAAUGGAAUUUUGAUUGGAAAGGUGGUCCGUACAUUGCAGAAUUCCCAUUCUUCCUGUCAGAAUGCUGAAGAAGAAAGAUCCCAGCAUGAGCUGCCAAAAAAUGAUUCACUAAAUGGUGCUAUUAGUUUAGAUAAUGAAUCUAAAGAAAAUGGACUGAAACUUGAUGAUUCCACUUGCCAAGUCCAACCUGUUAAACCUUCUGAGAUUUUCUUUUCUAAAACAAAUGGAUUGCUUGAAACAAUGCCUAUAGCUUUGUCGCCGGUUCCUCAAGACAUAAUCUUAGAAUCUCUCACAUACAGCCAGUUGAACAGCUUGGCAGAGGAAAUAAGUGUCCCUGGACCUCAGAAUUCUUCUGAGAAUGAUGCUUUUAUGGAAACUGUAGUGAUGGAAGCACUGUUUGCCUAUGAAGAAUCCAGGAAGGUUCCUUCCAACUUUAGCUGUGAGGUUGAGAAUCUUUUUACUCAGUCAGAUUCUGAAACCAUUUCUACCAAAGAAGAAGUUGCUGAAAGUAUUAUAGCAAAAGCUGAUAAUGUGCAUCCCAAUAUUAAUGGUCAGCACAAGGUCAGGAAAAAAUCCUUCGACGCUGAAGAUGAAUUCCUUGGGCAGUGUGAGUCUGAAGACAGUAGAGACAAAGACAAACUAAGAAGAUCAAAAGAACCUGAACUGAUUUCAAAAGAAAAUUCUUUGUACAUCAAAGGGUCUCCUGAGAGCGAAGAGAAAUUAGGGCAAACUUCCUCUAUAAAGUCUGACAUUGAAUGUAGCUCUAAAAAACUUGCAUCUCUAGAUAUUACAGAUAAAUGCCAAGAUACAAAGGACAUUUCUAAUAACUAUGUAGAGGUACCACCUGUUAAUGACUCUUCUAUUACAAAGCUGGAUAAAGUUUUGGAGAGCCAAUUUUCUAGAGAAAAUGAGGGACUGGGUAACAAAAAAUGUGAAGAAGAUAAACAUAGGAAAAAAUAUAAGAAAAAAAUAUAUGACUCUAAAAAAACUGACAAAGAGCACUACCGAAAGAAAAGAGAAAACUCAGACACUGAAGAGAAGGAGAAGCAAACCAGAAGCAAAACAGAUGACCAUUCCCACAAGAGGAGGAGCUCACGCAGUGUGGAAACAAAUAAGCAAAAUCGUCAUAAGCAGGACUAUUGCAAUGAAAGCAAGUACAGAUCUUCCCAUAAUGAAAGAAACAGUCCAAAUAAUGGCAAAAGCUCAGGAAAAUAUUCUCGUUAUAGAUCCCGAAGCAGAGAAAGAACAGAACAAGACAGGAAUAGGUAUUAUCAUUCCAAAGGAGAGAGAACUUGGAGCAGAGAAAGAUACUAUCAAGAUGAACCACGGAGAUGGGAAAAAUGCAGAUACUACAAUGAUUAUUAUUCCUCUCAUGGAACAAGAGAUGGUAGAGAGAGAAAGUCCUCUCAUUGUGAUAAAGACUUUGACAAAUCAAGUCAAACUUACAACAGGUCACAUAAGGAUUAUCAUUUCAAAAGCAGAUGGCCUCACUCUAGAGAGGAAGAUGUACAUCACUUUAGCAGCCACAGAGCAAAUUUACAUCAUUGUUCAGUACCUCAGCAGCAAUCCGAAAAAUAUUCUCGGGAAAGGCAUGCAUUUCCACGUAUGUCAGUUCAUGCAAAUUCUGAGGACUCUUCCCGGGAAAAUGAAAAAGAAAAACUAAGAAAUGGCAAAAGAAAACAUAGCCACACAGAAGGAAGCGGAAGCGAAAUAGAAAAGAAAUGUCGAAAAACAGGUGACCAAAGAAUGAAAAAAUAUAAGAAGGUCAAGAAGAAAAAGAAGUCCAAAGAUAAACAUCGAGAGAAGGAUCACAAACUUUAUGAUUUGGAUUUCUCUGCACUCCGCUUUGAUAAUGACAAUCGCAAACAUAAGAAAAAGAAGAAAAAGAAGAAACACAUUAAGAAACUAAAAAGCUUCUUGGAAUAUUUAGAGCCUCAUUUGCAGAAGAAAACUCGGGAGAAGAAGGAAGAAUCCUCUCCUCCAGGUGACUAUUUAUGUGAGCAAUACAGAAAGCAAGGCAGUAAACAGCCCUACAAGGAAGGGAAGCCUGGUGCAGGUGAAAGCAAGAAAUACAGCUCCAUCACAUCCAAUGAGUAUGUUAAAGAUGCGGAACUUACUGACGGAAACCUUCAAUACCCAAACUAAACCUACCAUCAGACCCGACAACUUUUUACCAUCAGACCCGACAACUUUUUACCAUCAGACCCGACAACUUUUUACCAUCAGACCCGACAACUUUUUACCAGACCCGACAUUACCAAUAUUGACCAUCAAAACUUAAAAUUUAUUAUCAAACCGAUUACCAUCAAGACAAAAUCCAGUCAUAAGUGGUGCUUAACAUUUCUGUACAGAAUUUUACCAUGAAAGAACUUUUUUUUAGUUUUUAACUUGAGACUUUCUUUUUUAAAAUAUACUUCUAAUCCAAAAGGGUGGAAACUUUUUACAACUGCUGAACAUUGUAAAUUACCACAUAAAUAUCUCACUGAUGUGAGAUAAUGCCCUGGAAUAGACCAUCUCAAAUGCUGCUUAAUUACAGACUCAGGUUGACUUUAUGUUAUUCAUGUAAUGUUACUCCAAGUUAGACAUCUGGUGCAAGAGCGACCAGGAAUUAUAAAAAUUGCAACUGACAGUCUGUAUAUUUAAUUUAAAGACUUAUUUAAAAUUUCACAAGCUCUCAAAUAACUAGAAUUUUGCAAGAGCUUCAUCUUUUUUCUGUGAUGUCUGACACUAGAAACUAAUUUACUUCACAUUUGAGUUAUAUUCAAGAUCUGAAGAAAAUCUUCUGGUUUUCAACAUUGUGAAACAACGAAUAUGCAGUUCUGAAUGUAUCUCUCAAGACUAUUUGUAUACUCUUCCAUAUGUUUUUAUUACAUUUUCUUAAUAUACUGUCACUUGUCUUAAGUCUCAGUUGUCUGUUUUGUCUCUCUAAAGUGUCUAGUUACAGACAAAUUCAUACUGUGAUUUUUAUUUUUAUUAUUAAAUGCUAUCAAACUGUGAUGCACUUAUUAUUCACUGGUCCUGCAUCAGGAGAUGAGUGGGGAACCUGUAUUAAAUACAGUUCAUCUGAAUAAUCUGUCUGGUUUAUACAAGCUGUGUUGUUCAGAGAUGUCUAAAGUUUGAUCUUUGUUUUUUUAAAGAUAAAAAGCACUUGCCCCACUGUAAAUAUAUAGCAUGUAAAAUUUAUAUAGUAUAUAAAUACAGCAAAGUUAAAAUGGAUUUUUACUUGAGUUUUACUUGAGUUAUUUAACAUGCAAUAUGUCAUGUGAAUUGACAGCUUUCAGAGUGUGUUUGAUACUCAAGAAAUCAGAUCUUCCUUUCAGUGGUAGGUGAGAAGAUGCUGUCGCUGUGACCCAGAGAAGAUAAGUAACUUGGAACUUCAGCUGCCUAGACAAGAAUGCAGAAGGCUUUCUCCUUUGAAGUUAAAAGCUUCCAAAACCAGGCAACAGGGUGGAAGCUCAGCAGUAGCUUUUUACUGUGUGUGACACAAAAAAAAAAAAAAAAAAAAAAAAAGGAGCAAGGUUAAUGUUUUACUAAAUACUUAAAAGUAAUAUUUUGGUACAUGGAGAACACCAUAAAGCCAAACCACAAGUGUACCCUGCAUAAUGUUCCUAUGGCAACAGUUAUGUGAAGUUACAUAAAGUAACAUGACAAAGAAACCACA
This is a messenger RNA of Aquila chrysaetos chrysaetos, 8200 nucleotides long. RefSeq names its product ubiquitin specific peptidase 42 (gene USP42). The transcript has 17 exons. Gene Ontology annotation, biological process: regulation of apoptotic process; protein deubiquitination. Gene Ontology annotation, cellular component: cytosol; nucleus. The record is from RefSeq and is a predicted model, not a curated record. NCBI's taxonomy places the organism in Eukaryota, Metazoa, Chordata, Aves, Accipitriformes, Accipitridae. The coding region runs from base 2686 to 6684 and encodes 1332 amino acids. Gene Ontology annotation, molecular function: cysteine-type endopeptidase activity; cysteine-type deubiquitinase activity.